Aspergillus calidoustus is the source of this 981-nucleotide messenger RNA. Lineage: Eukaryota; Fungi; Ascomycota; Eurotiomycetes; Eurotiales; Aspergillaceae. The record is from the annotation of a GenBank genome assembly.
AUGUCUGCCGGGGGAGAGCAUCUAAAAGAUGAAGGCACACGGCGACAGGUCGUCCUUGCGGGCGGAAUAGCCGGCCUUAUCUCACGAUUCUGCAUUGCACCGCUGGACGUGGUAAAAAUCCGCCUCCAACUCCAAGUUCACUCCCUCUCCGACCCUGCUUCGCACGCGCACAUCACCGGGCCCGUGUACAAAGGCACCCUGUCCACGAUCAAAACCAUCCUCCGCGAAGAAGGCAUCACGGGACUAUGGAAGGGCAACAUUCCCGCAGAACUGAUGUACGUCUGUUACGGCGCGAUCCAGUUUACCGCAUACCGAAGCACAACGCAGUUACUCGCCCAGCUUGACAGCUACCGGCUCCCGCAGCCCGUUGAAUCCUUUGUAUCCGGCGCCGUGGCCGGUGGAGCCGCGACGGCCUCGACAUACCCGCUUGAUCUGUUGCGGACGCGCUUUGCGGCGCAGGGGUCUGGUGAGCAUCGGGUCUAUGGAUCGCUGCUUGCGUCCGUGAGGGAAAUAGCGCGACAUGAGGGCGGCGCCGGAUUCUUCCGUGGCUGCAGUGCUGCUGUGGGGCAGAUUGUGCCGUAUAUGGGGUUGUUUUUUGCGACGUAUGAGGCGUUGCGGCCUGCGACGGCGUCUAUCUCGCACGUCGAUGGCCUACCCCUACCGCCUGGGUCUGGUGACGCCGUUGCCGGCGUGAUUGCGAGUGUAAUUUCAAAGACGGGUGUGUUCCCGCUUGACCUGGUGCGGAAGCGCUUGCAGGUCCAGGGUCCUACGCGGGCUUUGUAUGUCCAUCGGAAUAUCCCCGAGUAUCGCGGGGUUUUCAGUACCAUGGCGAUGAUCUACAGGACGCAUGGUGUCCGGGGCUUGUACCGUGGGUUGACAGUCAGUCUGUUCAAAGCUGCCCCGGCGAGCGCGGUCACCAUGUGGACAUACGAGAGGGCGCUGAAGCUUCUUCAGGAACACGAAGUGGCCGCCAGUAAUUAA